Molecule: messenger RNA, 967 nt
Organism: Pogonomyrmex barbatus (red harvester ant)
Lineage: Eukaryota; Metazoa; Arthropoda; Insecta; Hymenoptera; Formicidae
Product: chymotrypsin-2-like
Source: RefSeq, a predicted model, not a curated record
AGAUAACGCGUUACAUUUCACAGUGUCUUUCAUUAUGUUUUCAAUAUCGGUUUCAUAAUAGCAUGUUUAAUAUAUCGCAGCACCUAUGGUUUGCCGGAUCCACAAAUCAUCGGUGGUACCGAAGCCCCGGAAGGUUUAUAUCCUUAUCAGGUAUCAUUGAAGCGCAUAAGUACCGGAACUCAUUUUUGUGGUGGAGCUAUCGUUAGCAAGGAUUUUAUUCUUACCGCUGCACAUUGUUUUGAUAAUUUCGACGAACACAACGGUUAUAAAGAUAUUCUCAUCGGCGUUGGAAGCAAUUCUCUUGAUCGUCCUGGUGCUAUAUAUGCAGCAAGCUGGUUUAUGAAACAUCAUAAAUAUAAUAAAACAUUGCACGUUAACGAUAUUGCUUUGUUACAUACAAGAAAAUACAUCACCUUUUCUAGUACCAUACAGCCAAUAGAAUUAAUAAAUUACAACCAUAAUCUUGAUAAUACUCUUCUUGUAGCCUCUGGAUGGGGAAGACUCUGGAAUAAAGGCCCGAUUCCAAAUCGCUUACAACAUAUUGUAGUGAUGAAAGUUCCCCAAAGACAAUGCAGAACUUAUUUUGGAAGUAUUACUGAUGGACAAUUAUGUGCUUAUCAAGGUUGGGGUAAAGGAAUGUGCAAUGGUGAUUCCGGUGGUCCGCUCGUUUUCGACAAUAAACUAGUUGGUCUUGUAUCCUAUGGUGUUCCAUGUGGCAAAGGUAUUCCAGAUGUAUAUACCAGAGUAUAUACGUACAAAUCAUGGGUCGAUCAAUAUAUUAAUGCAGGUAGUAUCCAACAAUCGAAUGUCAUUCUCGGAUUUAUCAUGACAUAUUUAUGUAUACAAUCAUUUUUGUAAAUGUGUACAUAUCUUAUCACAUAAAUAUAAUCAUAUAAUCACAUAAAUAUCAAUUUUAAUUAUCGAUGAAAUUGCGUGAGAAAAUAAAAAUGAAUUUCUAACAAAAAAA